AUGCUUUCUCUUGCGCGACAAUCAUCUCGGCUGUUAUCUCGUUCAUCCCGAGUUCUUCACGCAUCUGCUCGCUCUCUUAGGGACUUGAUAGGCCCACCAGAUCCUAUUUCUCAUUUGCGGCCAAUCAUUUAUGACGAUGUACCAACCCCUCCCCCACCCUCUCUCUUACACCACCCAUACUCUCUGGCUGAAUUCGAUCCUGAACCGUCAAAUAAUGAGAGUGCCCACGAGCUUCAGUGGAAGUUGCAGAGGAAGCAAUUGGAUGAUCUGAAUCAGUAUUUUUGGUUGGAUAGUAACAUUAGAUUCGAAAGUGGUAAGAAGGCUGUUUUGGAAAGCCUUCCUUUGACAGCCUCUGUCAUGGACAAGGAGAAUGCGCUAUCCGAAUUCUACAAGCACUGGCUGAUGCAGGAAAAGCCCCGGUUGGAGGAAUAUACCCAUGCAUAUCGGACCCGGAACGUUACGGUCGUUGUGCUAGCAGCCCGAGCUACUCUUGACCGGUUCAAAAGGCGACUGGCCAAUGCUUUCAACCUCUCCAAGGAUGGCACGGCAUUGCGAAAAUGA
Marasmius oreades (fairy-ring Marasmius) is the source of this 561-nucleotide messenger RNA. RefSeq lists its product as uncharacterized. The record is from RefSeq and is a predicted model, not a curated record. The coding region runs from base 1 to 561 and encodes 186 amino acids. The transcript is spliced from 2 exons. Gene Ontology annotation, cellular component: mitochondrion. Gene Ontology annotation, biological process: intrinsic apoptotic signaling pathway. NCBI's taxonomy places the organism in Eukaryota, Fungi, Basidiomycota, Agaricomycetes, Agaricales, Marasmiaceae.